Molecule: messenger RNA, 6629 nt
Organism: Acanthopagrus latus (yellowfin seabream)
Lineage: Eukaryota; Metazoa; Chordata; Actinopteri; Spariformes; Sparidae
Gene: map3k10
Product: mitogen-activated protein kinase kinase kinase 10
Exons: 11
Coding region: 1803-5096 (1097 amino acids)
Biological process (GO): protein phosphorylation; positive regulation of apoptotic process
Molecular function (GO): JUN kinase kinase kinase activity; ATP binding; protein binding
Source: RefSeq, a predicted model, not a curated record
CCAUGUUCUCUCUCUCGGGGGGCAGAGGAGGCGCUUGUCCGUGCGUAUGUGAACGGCACCCCGGCGUGUUUGGAUGCAAAGUCAGACCACAGACUGACAGCUCGGUGCUCGAAAUGUCGCGUCUUUUUGGGAGAUAAAGCCCGUUUGUGUGCGACGGAGCUGCGGACAGCUGGCUGAGCAGUGCGGACAGGGACUCCAGGGAGCGGGUUUAAUGUUUUUUUUUUUUUUUUGUAUUUGUCGCCAAACUGGGUUACUGACCUGGAUGGUUGGUAUUAUUCCUCUUGCUCGGAUGCAACCCACACGCCCAUGCGACGAUGUGAGUGGAUGUUGCUGCCCUCAGUGUCCAGGUUAGGUUACAGUAGACGUUGAAUGUUUACGUAUUGAAAUAAGGCUGUGAGGAGCGGAGGACGCAGACGGUGACUGGACGUCUGCAGCAUUUUACGCGCGUGGUAAAUAACCAAAUAAUUAUUACAAUUAUAAUUAUUAGUAUUAUUAUGAUGAAGAUAUUUAAAUAAAUGGACCAUGGAGCCGGUGUGGAUCAUCGCCUCCAGUCGGAUCUGAGACACUGUAACGCGGCGCUGCCUCUACCAAACCUCCGCUGACAAUAUUAUCCGUGUGAUGCUUUGGACAUUUGAAUAUUAAAAAAAAAACAACAACACUACUGAUUGUUGAUCUGAAACUAUCCAUCGCGUGCUGGAUGAUGAGAAAUGCUGGCGUCCCUUCCCUGUCUCCAGUGAGGAGGAGUUCCUGCUCUAACCGAGGACUCGACACCAUCACCAUCACAAAUGUAGCCCAGCAGAGGCGACUGAACCAGGCCGCUGCACAGAGACGGAGGCCGGUUUGUUGUGCUGCUCACACACGGCUGGAUGCUGCAGCUGAACAUGGAGUCACUCAUUGAAUACCUGCUUGUUUCUGUGAUUCCCCAGCUGUCUUAGAAAAAAAAAUGGACGGGGCCGUCUUUUAUGUAGGGUUUAGCCUGGACCGGCUUGUCGGGAUGUAGGGCGCAUGUAUCGGCGGAUAUUCUCCCAACGCAGUUUACACUAGCAGAGAUGAUCAUGGAGAUGGCUGGCGGGGGAGGUGCAUCUACCCUGGGCUGCUGGAUGAGAAAUAAUGAGGAGCUCUGCUCAGAGGAUUUUACUCAGCUCACACACAGACUGCGGUUUUUAUUGGCAGCCUAAAUAGUCCAUAUUUCAUGUUAGAAUAAAAUCAGUUUUGGGUUUAUUGCCGAGUGUCUCUGAAGCUCCCAGAGUCCAGACGCUUGUUCUCAAUGGUCAGAGGAGGGUUCUCAUUCAAAACUUCAUUUAGUUUUUGUUAUUUUUUUUUGUUUUGAAGUAGGUAACUGUUCAAGAAUCAAGUGAGAUAAAUAAUGUGUGUACUUCAUGCCACACUCACUCGCUGAUCAGAGAAGACAUCACACUGAAGGCAUCUGCUGUUUCUUAGAUGAACACAUCUCCCCGUGGCAGCUUUCUAAUAGACACAAUUGUGGAAACAGUCAAUUAGUUUUUCGGUGGGGGGCUCCGCUGCUCUGCUGAGUGUCAUUGUCUGACCUGAUGUAGGCCCACAUUGUCCCCGAGUGAACUUGCCUUUGGGAAUACAUGUUACUUACACACUGCGUAGCAACAGCACAGCGGCAACCGGUGACAGGAUUUGGCACAGUUUCAGCAGCGAGAUGUGGUGAUGGGGGAGAGCAGUUGAUCCCCGCUCCCCCCCACUGGUGGUCGAGGACGCCUCGUCUCUGUCAAUGGGCCCUGUAUGGAUUUUGCGCCUGAGUUGACAGAGGGCAGACCUGCAGCGUCAAACACAUGAAUCCAUACGGCAGAGCGAGCAGCACAGCAGCCCCCCUGUCCUGCACCAGCUGUGGGGGCUGCUGCUCCCCUCCUCCCCCCUGUCUAAUCCCGCCUGGUCCCCCUUCCUCUACUACCUCCUCCUCCUCCUCUAUUCCCCCGAAUAUGACCCCCCCGCCGCCGAUGUUCCCGGCCCCGGUCGUGCAGGUGGAGAAUGGUAGCAGCUGGAAUUCCUCCAACAUGUCCUCCUCCCCAGACUCUCACCCUGGUCACCGCUGCGGGGCCAACAACCCCAACCCCUACUGGACGGCAGUGUUCGACUACGAGGCCACAGCAGAUGAGGAGCUGACCCUGCGGCGCGGGGACCUGCUGGAGGUUCUCUCCAAAGACUCCAAAGUGUCUGGGGAUGAGGGUUGGUGGACAGGCAAGAUCCAGGACAAGGUGGGUAUCUUUCCAAGCAACUAUGUCACAAAGGGGGACACUGCCAACUACCAGCAGCUGACCGCAGGAGGGCUGGUGGCAGGCAGGGUGGGCGAUUGCCCCCUGGAGAUAGACUUCUCAGAACUGCUCCUGGAGGAGGUGAUAGGAGCUGGUGGGUUUGGGAAGGUGUACAAAGGAAUAUGGCGGAGAGAAGUAGUAGCAGUAAAGGCUGCCAGGCAAGACCCGGAUGAGGAUAUUAGUGUCACGGCGGAGAGCGUGAGGCAGGAGGCCAGGCUGUUCUGGAUGCUCCGGCAUCCCAACAUAAUUGCUCUCCGUGGGGUCUGCCUGCGGGAGCCCAACCUGUGCCUGGUGAUGGAGUACGCCAGAGGGGGGGCCCUGAACCGAGCACUUGCUGGAAAGAAGGUUCCUCCGAAGGUUCUGGUGAACUGGGCGGUCCAGAUUGCCACUGGGAUGGACUACCUGCACAACCAGGCAUUUGUACCCAUCAUCCACAGGGACCUGAAGUCCAGCAACAUCCUCAUCCUGGAGCCGCCGGAGGGGGACGACUUGUGCGGGAGGAUCCUGAAGAUCACGGACUUCGGUCUGGCCCGGGAGUGGCACCAGACCACCAAGAUGAGUGCAGCGGGGACCUACGCCUGGAUGGCCCCGGAGGUCAUCAAGCUCUCCCUCUUCUCCAAGAGCAGCGACGUGUGGAGUUUCGGCGUGUUACUGUGGGAGCUGCUGACCGGCGAGGUUCCUUACCGGGAGAUAGACGCGCUGGCGGUGGCUUACGGUGUUGCAAUGAACAAGCUGACACUCCCCAUCCCCUCGACGUGCCCUGAACCUUUCGCUCAGCUGCUGGGAGAGUGCUGGAGCCCGAACCCCCACAGCAGACCCUCCUUCAGCAGCAUCCUCAGACGACUGCAGGCCAUCGAGCAGUCGGCCAUGUUUCAGAUGCCUCUGGAGUCCUUUCAUUCCCUACAGGAAGACUGGAGGCUGGAGAUCCAGCAGAUGUUUGACGAGCUCAGAGCCAAAGAGAAGGAGCUGAGGUCCUGGGAGGAGGCGCUGGCCCGGGCAGCGGAGGAGCAGAGGGAGCAGGAGGAGCAGCUGAGGAGGCGGGAGCAGGAGCUGGCGGAGAGGGAGAUCGACAUCGUGGAGCGAGAGCUGAACAUCAUCAUCCACCAGGUGUACCAGGAGAAGCCCAGCGUGAAGAAGAGGAAGGGCCACUUCAAGAAGAGCCGACUGCUGAAGCUCGGCCGAGACAGCAACUGCAUCAGUCUGCCCUCUGGCUUUGAGCAUAAGAUCACAGUCCAGGCGUCCCCCAGUGUGGACAAGAGGAAGGGGAGCGAGAGCACGACGCCGCCCGCCAGCCCCGGGGUCAUACCCCGACUGAGAGCCAUCCGACUGACGCCGAGCGACGGCAGUAAGACGUGGGGCCGCAGCGCCGUGUGUAAGAAGGAAGACCUGACGACCAGCAAGAAGAAGGGACGCACCUGGGGGCCGAGCUCCACCCACCAGAAGGAGAGGGUCGGCGGGGAGGAGAAACUGAAGUCGCUGGGUGAGGGAUGCAAAGUUUGGUCGUCCAGUGCACCAAAUCUGGGCAAGUCCCCCAAACAUGCCCCCAUGACCGCUGGCUUCUCCAGCCUUAAUGAAAUGGAGGAGUGCUGUGAGUUCGAGGAGUCGCCCGGGUCCCUGCAGCCCUCGGAGACCAGCAGCAACGGGGCCGUGGAGGACUCGGGGUCCCUGUGGGGCAGCCUGGGGCCCAACACGGUGUCGUCUGUUGGCAGCUCCUGUCAGGGGCCCGGAGGCCUGGGGUCGGCUGUGAGCUACCAGGACUCGCUCCGUCGCAGCAGCCAGAGAAAGAAGAGCGACAUGCUGCUGCUGGGUUGUGCCUCUCUGCUCGCGUCUGUCGCCCUCGGACAAGACCUGCUGCAGCUGGGGAAACUACAGGUGCUGCAGGACGAGCAGGACCUCAGAGAGGAGCAGCGUAAGAAGAAGGAGGGUCUCUUCCAGCGAACAGGACGUUUCCGUCGCAGCACCUCUCCGCCCAGCCGAAACCUCUCCCUCUCCCUCUCCAGACACCACGACUCAGCGCUCCCCUGCAUGGACCCGUCUCCCUCCGUCACCCUCCUCUCUCUGUCCUCUCUGUCUGACUGCAACUCUACCAAGUCCCUGCUUCCCUCCGACCCCGAAGAGUUCCCCAUGACGCCGAUGACGGGGAUCAAAACGCCGGCGGCGACGCCGGCCCCGGCCCUCAACCCGCUGUUGGACCUGCGGGCAGAGAGCUUCAAGAAGGAGCCCAACCAGUCGCUCACGCCCACCCACGUGUCCGCAGCCAUGGCGGUGAACAGAGGACACAGACGGACCCCGUCGGACGGGGCAAUACGACCCCGAGCUCAUACUCUGGGACACCACAGGACGCCGUCAGAUGGGAGCAUGCCCAUGCCUCCUCCACCCGGAGCACCACACAGGACCUCUAACAAAGGUGCACCAGACACCCUGGACAUCCCUCGCCUCCCCGACCCCUCCAUCCUCUUCCCGGUCCCUCAUCGGCGUAAAGCCCCCGCUCCGCCCAUCCCCGACCAGGAGCAUUUCCGCCUCAUCAGCCCGCUGGAGAGACCCAAGACGCUGGAGUUCGCCCCCCGGCCUCGGCCCACCCCGGCCAGGAUGAGAGCCGACCCCUGGAAGCUGGGCUCUCUCUCCCGGACCCUCAGCUCGUCGCCGGGGAGCAGCUGCGACAGCCCGCUCGGUUCGGGCGACAGCAGCGCCAGCGCCAGCACCACGCGGCCCAACCUGAUGGACAUGGACGUGGAGGGGCAGAGUCAGGACCAGACUGUCCCUCUGUGUGGACAGAGGCAGGCUGCCGCUCUGUGCGGACAACAGUACUCGUAACGUUACUGCUUUGUUUUGUGUUUUGCAUUCAGACUUGUUCCAGGACAUUGGGCUGAAUAAUGAGCCGAGCAAAGUGCACUCACUGAAAGUUUGCAAAAACGUCUUGUCGUGUUUUUAGGCACUUACUGGAAGCCAUUCCUCCCAUGUGUCCUUUUAGUGUCCUCAUAAGGUGUGAAACCCUCACAGCAAGCCUCUCUAACCUGCACGACACUGAGGGUCCUAGAGGCCUUUUUAAAAGCCUUGUAGUGUGCUCACCCACCCACCUUACCCGACACUCCUCUACCCCCUUCGGAAGCCAUUUCGACCUUCUUUCCCUCGAGACCUUCAAAAGCCAUUCUCGUACUUUAAAAAGCCACUUUUUGACUCUGCUAGCUGUUUCAUCUCAACCCACCUGCCUGUGCUUUAUGCUGUCUGUGUUUCUGCUUGCAUCUCUCGCUCCAAAGGAAAAAAAACCAAAAACAUUCAUUCACAUUUCACCUAAACGUUUGUCGCUUCAGGAGAGGAGCUGGACUGUUUAAGAGUCUUACUAGAGAGUGUCUUUGUUCUUAUUUUGCACGCCACGAACGUCUCCCAUCGUCACCUCUUCCCUCCAAGACUGAGACAGGAAGAAGCCUUUUUUCUCACUGCACUAGUGGACAAAACAAACAGAGUUUAUUUUCUCAGCGCAUCCCCACCGCAACCCGUUAGCAAAAACGUUUUUGGGUUUUGGCAGACCGGGUGUGUUUUUCUCUUGGUGUGAAUGUGUAUAUAUUACUGUACACGUGUGGAAGAACAAAAUGUAUGUUUUGGCGUUGCUGGUGCUUUUUCUUCAGUGCAUGUUACUUUACGUGUGAAUGGUUCGCUCUGUGCAGCACAUUGCUCAUCUGUUCUGUCUCUCCACACGCUGUACAUUGUUCACUAGCGCUCAGUAGCACCCUGGAUCCCGUUUCGUGCCGCUCGGAAACGGACACAUUAAAGAAGACACGCAGUGCGGAGGCUUCAGAUUCUCCUCUCGACUCGUCGUGCGACUGGUCGGUCUCUCUGUGAGCUCACGGCUGACGAAUCAACUUUUAAUCUGUGGAGUCGUUUUCUCACCUCUUGGCUGCAGGUGGUAUUUACUUGACAGUGCAAAACUUCUCGAAGUGAGUGUGUGCGAGUGUGAAUGUGUGUGUGUGUGUGUGUGUGUGUGUGUGAGUGUGUGUGUGUGUGUGUGUUAUUGUUUGUAUGGGAUGAAGACAAUCCCGUCGGCGGAAGAGUGAGCCCUGACUCAUUCUCCUCGUGUGGUUUAAGAACACUGAGUAUUUAUUAUUAAAUUUAUUGUUAUUAUCGGAAAAAAAGGAUUAAUUAUUAUUAUUAUUAUGACGAUGCUCUUCCUGGGAUAUCUGUAUAUAUUUGUUAAUAUAACAGGAAACAAAAAAAAAAACGAGGAAACUGCGUACUGAAACGUCCAUGUUGUCUCCUGUCUCAACCUGUGACAUUUCUGGGUUCAGUGAGGAAAACGUGUGAAAUGUGAUGAAUGAGAGACAAAUAAAAAAAAACAAACAAAAAAACUAA